GGUGUGGCGGGGCGCAUGCACCUCAGGGUGCGCGCCAGCAGGUGGGCCCCCGGGGCCUGCUCGGGCCCCACCCAGCCCUGCCGGGACCCAGGGCGCCUCCUGGGCGGGGAGGCGGGAGGCGGGAGGCGGGGAGGCUGGGGGUGGAGCACACCUCCACCCCAGAUCGGCUGCUCCCCACUUCCUGCAGCGACGCCUCGGCUGGCCAUGCCGCCCUACACCAUCGUCUACUUCCCCGCGCGAGGGGAAUGGCGCAGCAGUAACACGGAGUUGAAGGGGAGAGGCCUGGGUUUGAUCCCUGGCCCCAACACUAGCCAAGCUGAACAGCCAAGGCGCUGUGAGGCCAUACGCAUGCUGCUGGCAGACCAGGGUCAGAGCUGGCAGGAGGAGGUGGUGACCAAGGAGGCCUGGCGGCAGGGUCCACUCAAAGCCACCUGUCUGUAUGGGCAGCUCCCCAAGUUCCAGGACGGAGACCUCACCCUGUACCAGUCCAAUGCCAUCCUGAGACACCUGGGCCGCACCCUGGGGCUCUACGGCAGAGAUCCGCGGGAGGCCGCGAGGGUGGACAUGGCCAACGACGGCGUGGAGGACCUUCGCAGGCACUGCAGCCACCUGAUCCACCACAACUAUGAGCAGGGCAAGGCCCGCUACCUCCAGGAGCUGCCCGGGCACCUGAAGCCAUUUGAGACCCUGCUGGCCCAGAACCAGGGCGGGCAGGCUUUCCUUGUGGGCGACCAGAUCUCCUUUGCUGACUACAACCUGCUGGACCUGCUACUGGCUCACCAGGCCCUGGCCCCCGGCUGCCUGGGCGCCUUCCCCCUGCUCUCGGCCUACGUGGAGCGGCUCAGUGCCCAGCCCAACAUCAAGGCCUUCCUGGCCUCCCCUGAGCACCUCAACAGGCCCAUCUUUGGAGGCCACAAGAUAGGAACCCAGGAGAGUGGGUCCACCAUUGGGAAUAGUCAAUAAAUACAGUGGAGAGAA
Erinaceus europaeus (western European hedgehog) is the source of this 978-nucleotide messenger RNA. Its product is annotated as glutathione S-transferase P-like. Gene Ontology annotation, molecular function: glutathione transferase activity. Gene Ontology annotation, cellular component: cytosol. NCBI's taxonomy places the organism in Eukaryota, Metazoa, Chordata, Mammalia, Eulipotyphla, Erinaceidae. Gene Ontology annotation, biological process: glutathione metabolic process. The transcript has 8 exons. The record is from RefSeq and is a predicted model, not a curated record. The coding region runs from base 16 to 963 and encodes 315 amino acids.